AUGGCAAACAAUCAACUUGCAAUCAAUUCUUUGAGAGUAUUGGAAGAACAUGAAAUCAGAAUCACGAAUCUAGAACAGAUCGCUCGUGAACAAGCUGAACUUGGAGUUAGAAUUGCGAAAUUGGAACUGAAGCUGAUAUCUAAAAAAAAUCAAGUUCAAGGAGCUCAACAUCGGCUUCAUAAUACUGGCUGGUAUAAAGACGUUAAAAAGCUCGAAGACAUUGUUAAUCGCGAUCGUCUAAAAAGAUGCAUGUGUCAAGAUAACGGAAUUUUCCUACUCGAG
Molecule: messenger RNA, 282 nt
Organism: Ambispora gerdemannii
Lineage: Eukaryota; Fungi; Glomeromycota; Glomeromycetes; Archaeosporales; Ambisporaceae
Source: the annotation of a GenBank genome assembly